This is a messenger RNA of Drosophila persimilis, 1615 nucleotides long. Its product is annotated as synaptic vesicle glycoprotein 2B. NCBI's taxonomy places the organism in Eukaryota, Metazoa, Arthropoda, Insecta, Diptera, Drosophilidae. Gene Ontology annotation, biological process: transmembrane transport. The coding region runs from base 1 to 1569 and encodes 522 amino acids. The transcript is spliced from 8 exons. The record is from RefSeq and is a predicted model, not a curated record. Gene Ontology annotation, molecular function: transmembrane transporter activity.
AUGGCCGAUUCCAAAAAGGACUUUGAACAUACUGCAGCAGACUUUGAGACGGCCAUUGCGGAAUGCGGUUUCGGACUCUUCAAUAUCCUCAUGCUGUUCUGUGCUCUUCCCUGCCUCAUGGCCAUGGUCUUCUCCGCCUCGGCGAUGUCCUAUGUGAUGCCCACCGCUGAAUGCGACCUGAAGCUGACGCCCCUGGACAAGGGUCUUCUCAAUGCUGUCACCUUUGCCGGGAUGAUCAUUUCGGCCAUACCCUGGGGCUUCAUAGCCGACACCAUGGGUCGCCGCGUGGUCCUCAUUUGGGGCGGCUGGAUCGAUGGCCUGUUCGUGCUGUGCGCCGCCCUCUGCCAGGACUCCACGCAGCUGAUGGUCUUCAAGUUCUUGGAUGGCCUAAUCAUUUGCGGCCCAUUUGCGGUGCUGGUCAGCUAUCUGGCAGAGUUCCAUGGCAAAAAGCAUCGGCCCUAUAUCAUGCUCUUUGUCGGUCUCUGCGUUUCCGCUUCGGCCACCUUUGUCCCGAUACUCGCCUACCUCCUCCUGCCAGUGCACAUCUUUUUCUCAGUGGGAAAAAUGAACUUCCACACCUGGCAGAUCUUCUUGAUGGUCACUGCGUUGCCCAGCUUAACCAGCGGCUUGCUGCACAUCUUUCUGCCCGAAAGUCCCAAGUUUCUGAUGGCCCAAGGGAACUACAACAAAGCCCUGGAGUCCCUGCAGCGGAUAUACGCGAUGAACAAGCGCCAGAAGCGCGAAACGUAUCCUGUGAAACAUCUGACCGAUGCCACGCCCGAUCGCUCCGAUGUCCUGGAUCGACCGCGACAGCCCACCUCGCGAUGGGAGCGCUUCAGCAGAGCAAAACUCAAGUUCUGGGAGGGCGUGGGGCAGCUGAAGCCCAUGUUUUCCAGUCCCUAUCUGUGCAUUUCCCUGCAAGUCUACUGCCUGCACUUUUGCCAAAUAAUGUGCGUGAACUCUGUGCGCCUGUGGCUGCCACAGAUCUUUGCCACCAUGCACACGUUCGAGCUGCAGGGCAUCAACGACACCAGCAUGUGCAACGUGCUGGAGCACAACUCCCAGGUGCGGAGCAUGGACUCGGCGUCGAUGCAGCGGGAAUGCGACCUACACCAGAACCCGGGCAUCUACACGGACAACAUCAUUGUGGCAGCCGUCGGCGUCGUGGGUUUCGUGAUCAUCUUUCCCCUGAUGCGCAUACCCCUGGUGGCGAAUCACAUAUUGAAGGUGUUCCUCUUCAUAUGCGUCUUCCUUGCGGGUAGUCUGUAUUUCGCCAAAACCUCGCUGGUCACCAUGAUCAUUGCCGCUGUUUAUCUGACAAUGAUGGGUGUCUGUGCCACAACGAUUAUUGGUAUAUCUGUGAUAAUGUUUCCCACGCUAAUGAGAACAAUGGUUAUAUUGCUGAUUAUGACCUUUGGGCGACUGGGUUCGGUGGCUGGCAACAUAUUACUGCCGGUUUUCAUGCAAAUCAACUGCCCUGCCCCUUUCCUGUGGCUGGUGGCACUGAUGAGCAUUGCGUUUAUAUUUUCGGUAUUCCUGAAGGUCGAUAUAGAGCAAUCACUGGCCUAAAAGUCUCCUCCUGCUCCAAAUCCUCCUCUGAGAAAACUUCUGCUGU